GCGACGGGUCAGGCCGCGCUGUCGGCUGCACGUCUUGAUACCCUCUCCGCAGUCUUUUUAUUCCAGGCCUGGGGUCGAGUAGGCCUCAGAUGGACCCUGGAAAGGGAGAAGAGGGGGCACCACCUCCCGACGGGCCGCCCACCAGGAAGAAAUUUGUCAUCCCGUUGGACGAGGGCGAAGUCCCUCCCGUAGGGGCCAAGCCUUUAUUCAGAUCCACACGGAGCCCAUCCACCACUGUGACUUCUGCCCAGGCAGCCCCUCAGACUUAUGCAGAGUAUGCCAUUUCUGGCCCUCCAGUAGGGGCUGGGACCACUAACCCUGUUGGAACAGAACCACCAACACGAGAGACCCCCAACCAGACCCUGAAACCAGGAACAAAAUCUAACAGCAUCAUUGUGAGCCCCCGGCAGAGGGGCAACCCGGUGCUCAAGUUCGUGCGCAGUGUGCCCUGGGAAUUCGGUGACGCCACCCCCGACUAUGUGCUGGGCCAGAGCACCUGCGCCCUCUUCCUCAGCCUCCGCUACCACAACCUCCACCCUGACUACAUCCACCAGCGGCUGCAGAGCCUGGGGAAGAGCUUCGAGCUGCGCGUGCUGCUGGUCCAGGUGGAUGUGAAAGAUCCUCAGCAGGCCCUCAAAGAGCUGGCUAAAAUGUGCAUCCUGGCAGACUGCACACUGAUCCUCGCUUGGAGCCCCGAGGAAGCUGGACGAUAUCUGGAGACCUACAAGGCUUAUGAGCAGAAGCCACCAGACCUCCUGAUGGAGAAGCUGGAGCAGAACUUCCUGUCCCGGGCUACUGAAUGUCUGACCACCGUGAAGUCGGUCAACAGGACAGACAGCCAGACUCUACUCGCCACUUUUGGAUCUCUGGAACAGCUCAUUGCUGCUUCGAGGGAAGACCUGGCUUUGUGCCCUGGCCUGGGCCCCCAGAAGGCGCGGAGGCUCUUUGACGUUCUUCACGAGCCCUUCCUGAAAGUACCCCCAUGACUGUGGCUGCUGGCGACCCAAGGUCAUAAUAAAGCAUUUUCUAGGUGC
Messenger RNA from Dipodomys ordii (Ord's kangaroo rat), 1034 nucleotides. It is a transcript of the gene Ercc1, whose product is annotated as excision repair cross-complementation group 1. Gene Ontology annotation, cellular component: nucleus; nucleotide-excision repair factor 1 complex; ERCC4-ERCC1 complex. Lineage: Eukaryota; Metazoa; Chordata; Mammalia; Rodentia; Heteromyidae. The transcript is spliced from 10 exons. Gene Ontology annotation, biological process: mitotic recombination; UV-damage excision repair; nucleotide-excision repair. Gene Ontology annotation, molecular function: single-stranded DNA binding; damaged DNA binding. The record is from RefSeq and is a predicted model, not a curated record. The coding region runs from base 90 to 986 and encodes 298 amino acids.